Molecule: messenger RNA, 693 nt
Organism: Saprolegnia parasitica CBS 223.65
Lineage: Eukaryota; Oomycota; Saprolegniomycetes; Saprolegniales; Saprolegniaceae
Exons: 7
Coding region: 1-693 (230 amino acids)
Source: RefSeq, a predicted model, not a curated record
AUGGCCGAUGACGUCGUCGCUUGCAGCUACCGCCUCUGCGCGGUGUGCGGCCAGCUCUUCCACGACAGCUACAUCCGGUCCAACAAGCCCGACGGCUCCAAAGUCCUCAAGUGCUUUCCGCACUGUUGCCCCGAGCACUCGCGCCGCCGGUCGUGCGGCACACACCUCGAGCUCCUCGUGCACAGCGACAGCGCCGACAUCUGCGUCUUUGCGCGGUUCGAGGCCUCGCUGUUCACGGCCACGCUCGCCCUCGGCGACUCCGUCCCGUUCCUCGCCGGCAACGUUCGCACCAAGGAGCACACGCGCGGCGAGUGGAUUGCCUGCCAUCGCGACGCGAGCGAAACGCCGACGAUGCCCGUGGUCUGCAUUAUCAACCGUAAUGCACUCGAGGCCGAGUGGGCGUACGGGUGGACGGGCAGCGCGCGCGUUGUCGACCGCCAGUCCACCCACCAUCUUGUGACCUAUGUGUUUCGGUGCAGCCUCGAGACACCGCGCCUUGUUGUCAUCGGCGUCGCUCGAUCGCCGCCGUUUACCAUCACGUCGGCUCGCCGCGCGUCGGCCGCAGCCAGUGUCGCGUGGGACGACCUCGAAGCGUCGAAUGCCCUCUCGCCUUCGUCGGGACUAACGGCAUUUGACUUUGCGCCGUGCAGCUGCGGCACCCACGACCUCUUUUCGGCGACGUACUACCGGUAG